Molecule: messenger RNA, 1344 nt
Organism: Suillus clintonianus
Lineage: Eukaryota; Fungi; Basidiomycota; Agaricomycetes; Boletales; Suillaceae
Product: DNA breaking-rejoining enzyme
Exons: 2
Coding region: 1-1344 (447 amino acids)
Biological process (GO): DNA recombination; DNA integration
Molecular function (GO): DNA binding
Source: RefSeq, a predicted model, not a curated record
AUGCAUCGAGCUCACGUUAUCGAUGUAGGCGCACCACGGGAUACACCUCAAGGUCGAACACGUACCGGGACAAAGCAACAUCUCAGACCCGCUUUCGCGGGGCGAUAUUCGAGCCUUUCGAGGCGCUUCUUCGGGUCCAUCAUUCAGAACCAAUUUUCCACUACCGUCGCACCUCAGCGACAAAUUAUCCUUUGUUACAGUCUGAACUCCUCAUCACACAUUCCCGUUCCCCCAGCAACUCAAGACUUAUUAUCCCUUCGACCAUCACCGCUACAACCUCCUUGCACAGCGGAAUAUCGCAUUUUCUGCUGGCAUGGCAUCAACACGCCACCACCAUCCACGAUCGAACACCCUGUCAUCCAAUUUCUCGCGAACGUCUCCAAUCAAGCCUCGCUGCGAGAAACAACCAGCUACGGGUCGGGGCUACGAAAAUUCCACGUGUUCUGCGACAUCUUCUCCAUCUCAGAAGCCGACCGCCUACCAGCAUCAUUCGAAGUACUACACUCUUUCGCACUCUGGGCUGCAGUACCCUUCGAACCGGUCUCAGUUUCAGUCGCAAGAAAAUACUUGUCCGCAAUCCGCGCAUGGCAUCUGGCACAAGGAUGGCCACCUCCGCUAUCACCAGAACACUUCACGCGGAUUAACUGGUCACUCCGCGGAAUGGAAAACUUGCAAGGAACUCGCCGCAGACCAGUCAGGCCCCCAAUUACACUCCAAAUGCUAACGGCUAUCAAGGCCACCCUUCGAACAGACCAACCAUUCGAUGCGUGCCUUUGGGCAAUGUCCAGCUGCGCAUUCUUCGGAAUGAUGCGAUUCGGAGAGGUAGCCGUCAACGCUCGCGCGAGUUUCGACAAGUCGAAACACAUUACGAGGAAAGAUGUUUUCCUCAGGGUAGACUUAGCAGGAAAACCAUACACCAGGCUCAAUCUUCCACGAGCCAAGACAGCAAAAUCUGGGGAAACUCAGUCUGUCUUCAUCGUCGAACAAGGUGAUCUCUGCCCAAUUCAAGCGCUUAGAAAUCUAGCGGAAGUCGUCCCAGCUCUUCCAGACGACCCACUAUUUUCGUGGAGAGAUAAUAAAGGGCUCGUCCGCCCGAUGGUCAAGACCCGGGCCAUCGAAAGCAUCAACAGCAUAUUGACAGCCUGGAAUUGGGGGACAACCUUCGGCCACUCAUUUAGGAUUGGCGGAGCCUCGUUUUACCUCGCCAACAAGGUAGAUCCGGAAAUAGUGUGCAUAGCAGGUCGGUGGAAAUCCCUCGCAUACGAGACUUACAUUAGGGCGUUCGAACAAGUAGCGACGCAGCACCUGGGCGGCCUAGCAAGCAAUCACACAUCCCACGCAUGA